Messenger RNA from Galendromus occidentalis (western predatory mite), 2325 nucleotides. Its product is annotated as graves disease carrier protein homolog. Gene Ontology annotation, biological process: transmembrane transport. Bases 384 to 1310 code for a protein of 308 amino acids. Gene Ontology annotation, cellular component: mitochondrial inner membrane. Lineage: Eukaryota; Metazoa; Arthropoda; Arachnida; Mesostigmata; Phytoseiidae. The record is from RefSeq and is a predicted model, not a curated record. The transcript has 6 exons.
ACCGGCUCGGAACAGUUGGCCCCAUGAUUGCUGUCUAGAUCAGAUUCUGCCGUGAGAUCGGAGGCAUUGACGGCAGGACCGAGCCAGCCAACCGAGCAGCCAGCGGACGAAAUCUCUCGAACGACCUCGCACAUUGGACUGUUGUCGACUCAAGGUCCCUUGCGCGAUCAAAACUCCUCCGAAGCCGUCUUCGGAGUCCUCAACGAACGUUGGAACGGAUCGUUUAUCGAUGUUGAUACCACCGAAUGGAUAUCUGUCGCUGCUGCUAAGACAACUCACGUCUUGUGGUGACUCUCGCGAAUUUCUCAUCCAUCGAGGACUGCGAGGAAGUCCGAAUCGUUUGUGUAAGCCGAACUCGUGAAUAAGAGGUGCGCGCAAAGGAUAUGUCUACCGACGUCGUGAAGAACUUCGUUGCCGGAGGUGUUGCGGGAAUGUUUUCGAAAACUUCCGUGGCUCCCCUUGAUCGGAUCAAGAUACUCCUCCAGGCUCACAACUCGCACUAUAAGAAUCUCGGAGUUCUGAGCGGACUCCGAGGCAUCGUUUCCAAGGAAGGCUUCAUCGGUCUGUAUAAAGGCAACGGUGCGAUGAUGGUGCGCAUAUUCCCCUACGCAGCGGUACAGUUCGUGUCUUUCGAGACGUACAAGACCGUUUUCAAAGAAUCUGCUCUGGGUCGUUACAAUGCCCAUGUGAGCAAAUUUUUGGCCGGGUCCGCUGCCGGGGUCACAGCGGUUCUUGCGACCUAUCCUUUGGACAUGGUUCGCGCAAGACUCGCUUUUCAGGUGAACGGGCAGCACGUCUACUCUGGGAUACUCGACACAGUGGUCUCGAUAUGCCGUAAAGAAGGGGGCAUCCUUGCGCUGUACCGCGGACUUUCACCUACGCUUAUCGGGAUGGUGCCGUACGCCGGUAUCAAUUUCUACGUAUUCGAGCAGAUGAAGGCCGUGCUGCUGCAACGCCUACCCAUAAUCUUUGCGCAAAUAAACGAAAACAAUUCAGGAGGAAUGCAGCUAAACGUGCCCGGGAAACUGGUCUGUGGUGGCGUUGCCGGAGCCAUCGCGCAGACUGUCAGUUAUCCAAUGGAUGUAGCACGUCGGCGAAUGCAGCUCAGCCUGAUGUACACUGAAAUGAAUAAGUAUAACGUCGGCCUGGUCCAAGCUCUGAUGCUCACAUGGAAGGAACAUGGAGUCGUGAAGGGACUCUACCGGGGUAUGAGUGCGAACUACUUCCGUGCCGUCCCCAUGGUCGCGGUCUCAUUCUCCACGUAUGAAGUUAUGAGACAAACUUUCGGACUCGACACCGGCGUCAAUUAAUCCGAGGAUAAAUUCGUCUUUUGUAAUCCGAACGGCUUCCUAGUGAUUAGGUGUUGGAAGCGGAAAUCCAGUAUCUGAAAUCAUUCCAUACUCCCGGAAAUAGAGUCCAUCCGCCCGCCAAUACAAGCGUACCUGCAACAGAUGUUCUCCGGGGAUAAGGAAAAUCACCUCCGUGCUUGCAGAGUCGCCGUACAGUGCCUUGUGGGUCGUCAUAUAGAAGUCGAGCUCGAGAUAGAUAGUUUGGAAUGUACGUUGCGAUACGAAUCUGAACGAAAGAAUGCGAUCGAGAAACACAAGCUGAAUAAUGCUCGAGCCAGCUGCUCCGCGGAAACUGGCUGGUGCAUGUAAAUAUCAGGCUUGACUUAACAUUAGAGAACUCGUCGCCCCGAUGCGCCGCGCAGUCAGCCGGUGAGGCGAUACCAAUAUCUGUGCAUCCGCGUCCGACUUGCAACUGGCCGACAUUAGUACGACCGGGUCGAGUCUCCGUAUAGUUGACUCCAGACUGUUUCGUUGUUCCUAAUAUAUUGAUCCCCCCAAUCGAAACGUUUUCGAUGUUGAGAACUCGAUCCACCACGCCAGACCCUGUAACUAGUGUAAAUAUCCGUGUAUCGGACCAUCAAUAACACCUAUUAAGAAAAUUUCAUACACGAGGCAUUCUUGUGCGUCAUCGGUACUUAGGAUUUGGAAUCUCUUGCUGCUCAAUUCUCCACGACGUUUUUCUGGGGAAAACUUCGUAGAACUCUCUGGCCUUCGAAGCUCCCUAUACUCUCCGUCUCGGGAUGCGGUUUUCAUCCUAUAGAAGCCUGACUCGUUUGGUGAGCUCGACGAUUCUAUAGGAGACUUAAAGAUGAGAAUUAGACGAGCUCCGAUACAUUCCGACGUCCGUUAAUUAUCACGCCCUAAUCUCUGAAUAUCAGAAUCUAAUAUUGUAACAUAUUUGUUGGUAGUAGAAAUCAGAUCGAUCGGCUGACUGAAGCUGGACUCGAUUUUCACAUCAAAUAAAUUGGAAGAAAGA